AUGUCUGACUUGCACGUUUACCUUAUCGCGCCCAACGGCUUAAAGUUCAAGCAGCCUUUGGGCCUAUUCAUCGACAAUGAAUGGAGAUCAUCCUCAAAGGGGGCGGGUAUUUCAACUAUAAACCCUGCAAAUGAAGAAGAGAUCUGUACGGUGCAUGCAGCAGACACGAAGGAUGUCGACAUGGCUGUUGAGGCUGCCCGUCGGGCAUUCAACGGGGAGUGGCGGACGCUGGACACAUCUGUGCGUGGUGAGCUGUUAUACAAGCUUGCUGGUUUGCUUGAGCAACAUGCAGAUGUACUGGCCACCAUUGAUUCCUGGGAUAAUGGCAAGACCUACCAUGCUGCCCGGAACGAAGAUGUUGUGGGAGCUAUCAGUUUACUGCGAUAUUAUGCCGGUUGGUCUGAUAAAAUCCAUGGAAAGGUUAUCGACCCGAAUGCACAUAAAUUGGCAUAUGUGAUGCGCGAGCCAAUUGGAGUUUGUGGCGCCAUUAUCCCUUGGAACUUCCCUCUUGUGAAUAUGGUGACCAAGGUAGCUCCGGCCCUAGCGGCGGGCAACACACUCGUCGUCAAAGUGGCCGAACAAACCCCUCUUUCAGCUCUCUACUUUGCAAAUCUUGUCAAGGAAGCUGGGAUCCCGGCUGGAGUGGUGAAUGUGCUCAAUGGUACCGGUAGGGAGGUUGGCUCUGCUAUAGCAGCUCAUGCCGACAUUGAUAUGAUUACAUUCACUGGGUCUACUCCCACUGGCAAAGAAAUCAUGAAGAGCGCUGCCAGUACGCUCAAGAGAGUCACCUUGGAGACGGGUGGAAAAUCGCCAAUGCUGGUCUUCCCAGAUGCAGAUCUAGAACAAGCAGUGCGCUGGGGUCACCGAGGCAUCAUGUCCAACCAGGGACAAGUUUGUUCAGCAACAAGUCGCAUAUUUGUACAUGCUGAUAUCUACGAAACCUUUGUCAGUCAGUUCAAAGCAGAGGUGGAAAGGAUCUCCAAGGUUGGCGACCCUUUCCAUUCAGACACCUUCCAAGGCCCGCAGGUCACCAGGGACCAGUUUGACCGAGUUCUCUCUUAUAUGGAGACUGGAAAACGGGAAGGGGCACGGUUAGUGUGCGGUGGAAAGGCAUUCAAGAAUGUUAGAGGCAAGGGAUUUUACGUCGCCCCAACCGUAUUCGCGGACGUAACAGACAGUAUGACCGUUGUUCAGGAUGAGGUUUUUGGUCCGUUCGUGGUUAUUGCACCUUUUCACGAAGAGGCAGAGGCGAUCGAACGCGCGAACAGCACGGUCUUUGGGUUAGGUGCAUCCGUCUUCACAAAGGACAUCUCGCGUGCUUUGAGGGUAUCGAAGAGAAUCCAGUCUGGCACGAUCUGGAUCAACAGUAGCAAUGAUGAUGAUGUGCGCGUGCCAUUUGGUGGAUACAAACAAUCAGGGUUCGGGCGGGAGAUGGGCGAGGAAGGUAUCGAGGCGUUCACUAUUACGAAGUCUGUUCACAUCAAUCUGAACGCGAGGUUAUAA
Penicillium mononematosum is the source of this 1503-nucleotide messenger RNA. RefSeq names its product aldehyde dehydrogenase family protein. Lineage: Eukaryota; Fungi; Ascomycota; Eurotiomycetes; Eurotiales; Aspergillaceae. The record is from RefSeq and is a predicted model, not a curated record. The transcript has 4 exons. Gene Ontology annotation, molecular function: aldehyde dehydrogenase (NAD+) activity. Bases 1 to 1503 code for a protein of 500 amino acids.